Messenger RNA from Desarmillaria tabescens, 1269 nucleotides. RefSeq names its product deoxyribonuclease NucA/NucB-domain-containing protein. The record is from RefSeq and is a predicted model, not a curated record. The transcript has 11 exons. Lineage: Eukaryota; Fungi; Basidiomycota; Agaricomycetes; Agaricales; Physalacriaceae. The coding region runs from base 233 to 1036 and encodes 267 amino acids.
AUGCGUGUCUGCGGAUUCGGCGUACUACCAAUACUCUCCGAUAUCGUCACCAGUCCCAGCUCUUUCCCUGUGAAUCCAGUUCUGGAAGAUACCCCUGGGUCCAAGGAAGAUCACGGUACGAUGCCAAAAGCCAACGACGCAGACGACGAGUCAGAGAUGGAAGAAGGAGAGAAAAGAUACUCGAAGAAGGCAUCAGAUUCUGAUGUUCUACGUCGGACAAUAAUAGCGGAGAAUGUCGCCCACAAGACAGAAAUCCUACCAAGACAAUCGCACAGAGCGGACACCUGAGCCACAGCUGCUAGACUUCAAGUGGAUGCAUGGACAGCACACGGGCGAGGCUGUUGGAAAGGAAUUACUCAGAGUUCUCGACAAACUCUUCAUCGUUACUUGCCUCUUCCUCCUAGGCGUCCACGCCUUACCCACGGAGCUGUCCAACGCUACUGCGACAUGGAGCGCUACCGCAACAAAGAUAGUGGAACGCGCCGGACCCACCUUCACGCUUGACUAUAGGACCUACCCUCAGUCAUCCGAGAACAUCUGUUUUUCCUGGUUCUGUAACAACGGUUCUCGCUCUGUAGCUCCUGACCUCACCAAUGCAACUACCCAUCGUGCUAGCAACAGUUGUGGUAACGUUAACCCAAACCGGUGCAGCGUCCGCGCGGGCCAUGCAAGUGGGUACCAGUGCGAUGAAUGGCAUUGGGCAAACUCUAAUGCCGGUGGUGCCAAUGCUGCUACGAGGUGCAUUCCCACUUCUGAUAAUACCGGAUCUGGUUCGCAAUGGGGGAAUUUCAUCAAUAUAUGUCUCAUCUGUUUCUGGUGGGUUAAUACUAAUCCCCCGGUGGUCAUGCGCAUACAGAACAGAGGCUCUCAAGCUGUUGGACGUGUUUUACGGGAUAGGGUUGAUUUUGCCCGAAUUGAGAUCAGCAAUGUCCCAACAACUGCAGAAUUCUGCUUGGGAGUGCGUGGAACGACUAUUACCGCAACAAUGUGUAAUCAGCAAGCUCGUGGUCAGCCGCAUUUGCAAAGGAUUGGUUGAACGUAGCUUCUCCAAUGGAUUUGGACAACCACAGUUUGAUCCUUGCCACGCUGCUUCAAAUUUCCUUCAUUCCGUCCUAUAACGCUGCGCGUCUUUCUUCUACCUAUGAAUGUGGAUUGAAUAUCAAUAAGAAUGUUUCUUUGAUUUGAACUAACACACGACCAUCCAAACCUUAUUGGAACCGGAACCUCGUAACAUUAUGUAGACGGUAAUAUGCCUCUUCAAUACAGCAG